AUGACCGCGAACGAGUCUGAGAGCAAGCGCUUCGCGCCCAAGGUGCCGGUUCAGCUGGAUCCGCCAAAGGACGAUCUCAUCUCGCAGGAGGAAUUGGCCAAGUGCGACGGCACCGACCCUAGCCGUCCGACCCUGGUCGCGAUCAAGGGCACUGUCUUCGAUGUGACCCGAAAUGCUGCCUACGGCUCGUCGGGACAAUAUCGCGUGUUCGCCGGCAAGGACGCCUCUCGCGCUCUCGCUUGCUCGUCGCUGAAGCCCGAAGACUGUGUGCCCGAUUGGUACGAUCUUGACGACAAGGAAAAGACCACAUUGGAUGAAUGGUUCACCUUUUUCAGCAAGCGCUACAACAUCGUUGGCAAGGUCGAAGGUGCCAAGAACACCUAA
This is a messenger RNA of Penicillium maclennaniae, 384 nucleotides long. RefSeq names its product putative progesterone binding protein. The record is from RefSeq and is a predicted model, not a curated record. NCBI's taxonomy places the organism in Eukaryota, Fungi, Ascomycota, Eurotiomycetes, Eurotiales, Aspergillaceae. The transcript is spliced from 3 exons. Gene Ontology annotation, cellular component: endomembrane system; membrane. The coding region runs from base 1 to 384 and encodes 127 amino acids.